This is a messenger RNA of Hyaloscypha bicolor E, 1982 nucleotides long. RefSeq names its product putative serine protease K12H4.7. The record is from RefSeq and is a predicted model, not a curated record. Gene Ontology annotation, biological process: proteolysis. Gene Ontology annotation, molecular function: serine-type exopeptidase activity; dipeptidyl-peptidase activity. NCBI's taxonomy places the organism in Eukaryota, Fungi, Ascomycota, Leotiomycetes, Helotiales, Hyaloscyphaceae. The coding region runs from base 162 to 1865 and encodes 567 amino acids. The transcript is spliced from 4 exons.
GGCGGGGAACAAACAGAGUAAGUUCAGGAUGGCGCCGAUGGGAGGUAUAUAAGCUGGAAGGCAGCUUGGAACAACAAUUUGUGGAUUGUGAGCUUGGACAAUAAUAAUCUGCUGGGUUCAGUCUCUCGUUCAAUCAGGAAUCAAGGAGGAAGCUCUAUAACAUGGUCAAGCCCAGCGCAUUGUGUGCGCUGCUUGGCCUGGUUGGCGCGUCGUUUGCUGCAACGCGGUUAAAUGCUGCUGUUGAGCGCAGGGUACGGAGAACAACAUUCCCACGCCACGAGCUGCUUCGAAGAGACGACACAGAUCCCUCCCUCCUCUACCCCGCCUACAACCUCUCAGUGCCAAUUGACCACUUCUUCAACGAUUCCCUCUACGAGCCACACGUCCAUGGACGCUUCAAUCUCCGCUACUGGUUUGAUGCGCAAUUCUAUAAAGACGGUGGACCUGUCAUCGUGCUCCAAUCUGGAGAAACGUCCGGUGAAGAUCGUCUGGGGUUUCUGCAGAAGGGACUGCUGCACCAGCUGGCACAACAUACACAUGGCAUUGCCGUCGUGCUCGAGCAUAGAUACUAUGGAACUAGUUUCCCGGUCCCGGAUUUGACGACAGAGAAUAUGAGGUUCUUGACUACGGAUCAGGCGUUGGCUGAUGAGGUGUUCUUUGCGCAAAAUGUGAAGUUUCAUGGGCUAGAGCAUUUGGAUCUGACGGCGCCGAAUACGGCGUAUAUUGGGUAUGGGGGGAGUUAUGCUGGGGCUUUUAAUGCGUUUUUGAGGAAGUUGUAUCCUGACGUUUUCUGGGGAACCAUCUCAUCGAGUGGAGUCACGGAAGCUAUCUGGGACUACUGGGCAUACUUUGAGCCUAUUCGCUUCUAUGCUGACAAGACAUGCAUUGAAUAUACACAGAAGAUCACCCAUGUGGUUGACAACAUUUUGAUCAGCUUGAAGGAUCCAGCCACGACCGCAGAGCUGAAGCGUGCCUGGGGCCUCGUAAAUGUCACUCAUGACGCCGACUUUGCUCAGGUUCUUGCAAGCGGGCUCGACUCAUGGCAAGGAAAGAACUGGGACCCAGCACUCAAUGAUCCUACCUGGGACGACUGGUGCAAUACCAUCAAAAAUACCUCCGUCGUCUACUGCUACACAGAGGGCCUCAAACCCACCGUCGAAGACCUCCUCAAGAAAGGCGGCUACAGCAGCGAAGUCAGCUCCCUUACAACGCCCUUCCUAAACUGGAUCGGCUGGCUCUACGAAAACGUCGUCAGCAACUGCACAGACCCUGACCAGGACAACUGCUGGAACAGCUAUAAUCCCGAUAACUACGCUAGAGACGACAUCACUGCGACGUGGCGCUCCUGGCCGUACCAAUUCUGCACGCAAUGGGGCUACCUUCAAACCGGGUCCGGCGUCCCUGCGAACCAACUCCCACUAAUCUCUCGCACCAACGACCUCGCGUUCGAAUCUUUGAUCUGCAAAUACGCAUUCAACAUCACCACUCCUGCCAAUGUGGAUGCAAUCAACAAGUACGGCGGUUUCGGCAUCUCAUACCCGCGCUUAGCCAUUGUUGACGGAGAAUGGGAUCCCUGGCGCCCUGCCACGCCUCACGCAAGCCCGUUCAACAGCACGGCGAAGAACAGGACCAGUACGGUUGAAGAGCCGUUUCUUCUGAUUGAAGGCGCGGUGCAUCAUUGGGAUGAGAACGGACUGUUUCCGAAUGAGACGACGGCGAGUUUGCCCCCAAAGACGAUCACGGGUGUCCAGGGUCAGGAGAUUAAGUUUGUGGAGCACUGGAUGAGGGAGUGGAAGAGGGAGAAGGCGGUUAAGGAGAGGCAGGUGAAGCCUUUCGGUCCGCAUAGUAAGCAAAAGCCGCUGUGAGGGCGAUCUUUGAUCCUUUGGGGAAAGGUUAUAGGGCAUUAAUAAUUUGCUCAAGUGUUAGCUUUAAAUUCUAAUGCAGAUCCAAAAAUUUCAAGCGAGCCAAAUGGCAGAGACAAG